Molecule: messenger RNA, 3221 nt
Organism: Linepithema humile (Argentine ant)
Lineage: Eukaryota; Metazoa; Arthropoda; Insecta; Hymenoptera; Formicidae
Gene: Rac1
Product: ras-related protein Rac1
Biological process (GO): regulation of cell shape; regulation of actin cytoskeleton organization; cortical cytoskeleton organization
Cellular component (GO): cytoplasmic vesicle; cytoskeleton; cell projection
Molecular function (GO): GTPase activity; protein kinase binding; GTP binding
Source: RefSeq, a predicted model, not a curated record
GCGCUUUGUUGCCGUUAUACGGAACCGUGCACGACUGAGUUGCAAGGAUUCAGAAAGAGCGUCGUAGCUGGCUUAAUUCGGUAUAUUACCUCCCGCUGCGAUCGUCGGCGCGCGCGUCCGUGAUAUUUUUCGCCGCACUCGUGCGCCUUGGGGGCCGCCACGAAGCCUGCCAGCUAGCUAGUUAACCAGUCAGUCGACCAAUCAUCAGUCGUCGGAGCUCGUCGCGCCUCGAUUCGCUCUUGUAUCUCCAUCGCGCUCUAACCUCAAUUGUAUUGCUGCUCGUCGCGAGCGAGCCGUCUCGCUUCCGCGCGCGCGCUUCCUCUCGGAUCUCUUCUCUCUUUACACCGCACCUUCGCGUCCCUUCCCCGCGCUCUCCCGCCUCUGUUGCCCUCUUCCUGUCCGCGUACGUACGUACCGUGCUGUCCGUCUCUUCCUCCCCCGCCCUCCCCCCAACCGUAUCUCCCUCUCUUCUCGUGACUCUCUUUUCCUCCUGCUAGAAUCGACUAGUGUAUCGUCGUCGCGCGAUUUUACUUGGUCUCGUGUGUUACGGACGGCUACAGACAUCCAGGAUGCAAGCUAUCAAGUGCGUGGUCGUCGGCGACGGAGCGGUCGGUAAAACAUGUUUGCUGAUCAGUUACACCACCAAUGCAUUUCCUGGGGAAUACAUUCCAACGGUAUUCGACAAUUACUCCGCGAAUGUGAUGGUUGACGGGAAGCCGAUUAAUCUCGGAUUAUGGGAUACUGCAGGACAGGAAGAUUAUGACAGAUUAAGACCAUUGUCUUAUCCACAAACUGACGUAUUCUUGAUUUGCUUCUCGCUGGUGAAUCCAGCAAGUUUCGAAAACGUGCGCGCUAAAUGGUAUCCUGAAGUGCGUCAUCAUUGUCCUGCUACUCCAAUCAUUUUGGUGGGCACUAAAUUAGAUCUACGCGAGGACAAAGAGACCAUUGAGCGUUUGAAAGACAAGAAACUGGCUCCUAUUACUUACCCUUCGGGUUUGUCAAUGGCAAAGGAGAUUGGUGCUGUAAAAUAUUUGGAAUGCUCUGCUCUGACGCAAAAAGGCUUGAAGACAGUGUUCGACGAGGCGAUACGCGCCGUACUGUGCCCCGUUCUGCAAGUGAAGCCAAAACGCAGAUGUUUCCUUCUAUAAUAUUAAAUGUAUCCCUCUUUGCACGUUGGUACUGGAAUGUGUUAGUGUCUCAUUGUCUCAUCUCCAGUGUACCAAGCUCGAAUAGAGAAUCAAUCGGACGAGUUACCGAUAUUUGGAACCCCAGUUGUACCAGCCUACGUCAGCAUCAACAGGCUGCAAACAUCUGCCAGCAUAAGCGCACAAACAUCAAUUCCGUGUAAAUUUCCAACGAGCGAGACAAAAGAGGGUUCACACAAAAUCAUAAAUUUUGAAAUACAAAUUCACUUUUAUGUGGCCUCCAGCAUCCUGAAGGAAAUCAAUUAAGGAGGUUUUGUGCUGUCUACGCGAACAAAGCUUCCAGUCUAGACAGUCUGAUAAUAUAAUAGGGCUAUAAAUGCAAAUCGACUGGAUGUUCUAAGCGAAAGGAGUGUAAAAGAAGCCAAAAUAACUGAACUAACCGCUGUACAGUAUACUAGAGAAAGUACGUUAUUAAUAUUAUAAUUAAUAACUAUAUAUGAAUGGUAAAAGAAAAAAAGCAAAUAUUACCAUAUAAUUGUGUAAGCGUCCAAACACUGACUGUAUACUGAUCAGUUUAAUCAAAGAGGAAAACCAUUUUAUGCUAUUUGCCAUUGUACAUUUUAGGUAGAACAGAAUAUAUAGUUAACGCAUUUAAAAAGGGUAGAAAAAAAGAAAAAAAUAUAAUAGUUUUCCUUAUCGUGGAAAGAUUUCAAUAUGCAUCAAGAUAUAAAUUGAAAGGAGAGAAAGAGAGAGAGAGAGAAAGAGAAUAUUUUUUAGAGAUACACAUAGUACGUGGCAAACUUGUUUGGACGAUAUUCAUCUAGAUGUUCAUUAUAAAUGUGAAUAACAGUAAGUACACACACGUACACUUCUCCCUGUACUUAGAGCAACUAUACGCAUUUCUUUUGAUUCAGGAUAUUAAUGCAAUAUGUUAGCAAAAGCUUUAACAGAGCUUUCACGAAGUUGUUUUCACAAAGAGGAUUCUUUCUCUGAUAAAGACACAUCCAUUGAGUUCGUUCACAUAUAAACGUUCUAGAUUUAUUUGAGAAAUUGUAUAUAAAAUCUAAUUGAAGGCAUUUAGACGUCAAUCAAAUGCUGUUCAAUGUUUAGUGUCCGUGUCCGAUAUUUAAUUGUGUUAUGCAAUAAUUUCUCUUGGAGACGAGAGUUUGCGAUAAUUUGAAAAUGAUAAUUAGUCAACAGAGGCCGAUAGAAAGGAAAUAAAAAAAAAGAUAAAUCUGAUAGUUGUAUUUUCCAACCAGGAUUGGUAGCGCAGCGGCCGCAUAAUAUGGCUUCCUUCUUCCACUAAAUUGGUUAACAUUACCGUAUAAACGUUACAUACCAUAAUUUAAGCGAUAGCUAACUGUACAAGAGUUCUAGAUGUAUGUGAUAUAAGUAUAAAUGUCAAAUCGUGUUUAACGAUUCCUCUGCUUCGCUCGCGGAUAGCACGACAAGAUCUGUGAUUAAUACGCACAAUGCAUCACGUUAUUUCUCACAGGAAGUACAGUGUCAUCAGAUUGGAAUUAAAAAGGGUAUUCCCGCAUUUAAUAAAAGAAAAAAAAGGAACAGGAUAUGACUACUGAAGCAGGGGAAGCGUGAAUGUAUGCAUGUGUGUAAACGAGUAAGUGUUAUCAGUGCGAAAGAGACGGAGAGGAAGAAUAUGAAAAAUGCGAGCAUGUAGCUAUUAUAACGAGAGAGAAUAUGCUAUAGCAUAACAAGUGUACAUAAAUGCUGAACUUCAAAUGUAUUCCUACUUAUUACCACAUAUAAUUUACGAUUUCACGUGUGUAUGCGUACAUUAUAAGUGGUAAUACGAGUUAUAUACAUAUAUACAUAUAUAUAUAUACAUAAGUCGCUGAUCGAAUCUAAAUCGAACGUUACUUGUUUUUUAUAUAUAUAUUAUAAAUAUAUAUAAAACGGUCGGGGGGGGAGCUGGACCAAGACCUAACUACUCAAUCAUCGCAGAUCCAUUAAAUCUCUGUGCAAUCUGUUUGAAAAAAAAAUGAAGAUUCGGUCCACGGGAAAGAAUCAGAAAACUAUUGUAACUGAAUAUGCUUUAUUAAAUGGGUGUUUAUUAAA